AGUACGGUCAGUGCUGCCAGACACGACCUCUACGAUUAGCUGAUGGUAAAGGACGGCUGCGCCAUUUUGCGACUGAAAGCCUGAACCCACCCGUACGGAACAAUGUACCCCAACGCGUUGACACAGUUGGCGCUGGCGAACCCCUUCAGUGCACCGCUGUUCACACUACAAAAAGUCGAGGAACCAUCACAAAGCCUUGUUGCCGAACAUGGACCAAGCAAACGCACGCUGGCCGCCGCUGCAGUGGCGGUUAAGCAGAGUGGUGCAUGCUAGAAAUGCUACCUAGCUGGAUUCUGAUAUUAGCUGCGAGUUUGGCUCUAUGAAAUACUAUGCCUUGUGCGGCUUCGGUGGCAUCCUCAGCUGUGGGAUUACACACACGGCGGUCGUACCCCUCGACCUGGUCAAGUGCCGUCUGCAGGUGGACCCAGACAAGUACAAGAGCAUCUUCAAGGGCUUCUCCAUCACCAUAAAGGAGGACAGCAUUCGGGGGCUGGCUAAGGGCUGGGCUCCUACCUUCAUCGGCUACUCCAUGCAGGGUCUCUGCAAGUUUGGCUUCUAUGAGGUGUUCAAGAUCACCUACAGCGACAUUAUUGGAGAGGAAAACACCUACCUGUGGAGGACCUCCCUCUACCUGGCUGCGUCUGCUAGUGCUGAGUUCUUUGCUGACAUUGCCCUGGCCCCUAUGGAGGCGUGUAAAGUCCGUAUCCAGACCUGCCCCGGCUACGCCAGCAACCUCAGACAGUGUGCCCCCAAGAUGUUCGCAGAGGAGGGCUUCUGGGCUUUCUACAAGGGUGUGGUCCCUCUGUGGAUGAGGCAGAUCCCCUACACCAUGAUGAAGUUUGCCUGCUUUGAGAGGACCGUAGAGCUGCUGUACAAACAUGUGGUGCCCAAGCCCCGUGCUGAAUGCUCCAAGUCUGAACAGCUGGUCGUCACCUUCGUGGCUGGAUAUAUCGCUGGUGUGUUCUGUGCCAUUGUGUCUCACCCUGCUGACUCUGUGGUGUCUGUACUGAACAAGGAGAGUGGCAGCAGCGCCUUCGGAGUACUCAAGAAGCUCGGACCCAAGGGUGUGUGGAAGGGUCUGGUGGCCCGUAUCAUUAUGAUCGGUACCUUGACCGCCCUGCAGUGGUUCAUCUACGACUCUGUGAAGGUCUACUUCCGCCUGCCCCGUCCACCUCCCCCAGAGAUGCCCGAGUCCCUCAAGAAGAAGCUGGGCCUCACCGAGUAACAAAACAAAUAUCGGCCUUAUCAACAAAUAGCAAUUCAAAAUGGCGGCCUUAUCAACAGCCAUAUAAGAUGUAAGACAGCGGCCUUAUCAAACAACACAUCCUUCAGUUAACAUCCACCUAGCACACAGCUCUCUGCCUGCUAUAGUCACAGCUCUCUGGGCUACAGGCAUGUCCUGCCUGUAGCCCACCUACCCUGGGCUGGGCUACUGAUGAGCAGGAUUGGGGUCGAUUCCAUUUCAAUUCCAUGUCAGUUCUAGAAGUAAACUUAUGUUUUAAUUUUAAAUGCACAUUUUCUUAAUUGAAUGCAAGGUAAUUUGAAUUUCAGUUUACUUCCUGAAUUGAUUGAAUUGAAAUGGAAUUGUCCCCAGCCCAGCUGGUCAUUGGUAAUGACUCAUUAGGCAUACUAAAAGAGAAGAGGGAGGAUGGUUCCCCCCUGUGGGGGUAUAGAGGAAAGACAACGACAUGAAUGCAAUCAGGUUAACACCCCACCAUAGUUGGGUAAUGCUCUAAUAAAUGUGGAAACAA
Messenger RNA from Coregonus clupeaformis (lake whitefish), 1751 nucleotides. Its product is annotated as phosphate carrier protein, mitochondrial. Gene Ontology annotation, molecular function: phosphate transmembrane transporter activity. Gene Ontology annotation, biological process: mitochondrial phosphate ion transmembrane transport. Lineage: Eukaryota; Metazoa; Chordata; Actinopteri; Salmoniformes; Salmonidae. The transcript is spliced from 8 exons. The coding region runs from base 320 to 1225 and encodes 301 amino acids. The record is from RefSeq and is a predicted model, not a curated record. Gene Ontology annotation, cellular component: mitochondrial inner membrane.